AUAUAUUAGCUAAUGUUGGAGAGGAAAAAAACGAAAGAUGUCGAAAAUAUGUGAAGUGAAGUUAGUGAGGGCAUGGUUUAGUUCCUACUGCACAAGAGUUGAGCUAGCUCUAAAAGUGAAGGGCAUAUCUUAUGAGUGCAUAGAAGAGGAUUUAAGAAACAAGAGUGAUUUACUCCUCAAACAAAACCCCGUUCACAAGAAAGUACCCGUUUUGCUGCACAACGGAAAUGCUAUUUCCGAAUCGUUAAUCAUUCUUGAAUACAUAGACGAGUGCUUGAAAGACGGCCCCACGCUGUUGCCGUGUGAUCCCUAUCAGAGGGCUCAAGUUCGUUUCUGGGCUAAUUACUUCGAUCAAAAGUACAUGAGUGGCAUGAUCAAGAUACUUGUGACUAGUGGGAGUGAGAGAGACAAUGCUAUGGAAGAGUUCUGUGAGAUGCUGAGGGUGUUUGAAGAAGGAAUUUCUAAACAUUUUUCUACUUUGUUGUGCUCAAAGGAUUCGAUCGGAUUUCUUGAAAUCGUUGUGGGGUCCACCGGGUGCAACUACAGGGCAUUCUUCGAGGCAGUCGGAGUGGAUUAUCCAUUUGAAAAGAACCACAAAUAUUUUUCUUGGAUAGAUGGAUUGAGAGAGUGCCCUCUGAUGAAAGAGACGCUGCCCCCGCAUGAAAAACUCGUUGCCAAGAUUACGGAGAAGUUCAACUUUCAAACCGAAUCUUGAUAUAUGCGAAAUUUACGACUGAUUGCACAAGUUGUUUUGUUUUGGAAAAACAAUGGUGAUACUAUUAAGUAUUUCCUAUGUAAUCAUGUGUUUGGUUCCACGUACAUCUCUGUUUUUUUUUUCCCGGAGACG
This is a messenger RNA of Erythranthe guttata (spotted monkey flower), 847 nucleotides long. Its product is annotated as glutathione S-transferase U10. Lineage: Eukaryota; Viridiplantae; Streptophyta; Magnoliopsida; Lamiales; Phrymaceae. Gene Ontology annotation, cellular component: cytoplasm. Gene Ontology annotation, biological process: glutathione metabolic process. The record is from RefSeq and is a predicted model, not a curated record. Gene Ontology annotation, molecular function: glutathione transferase activity.